This is a messenger RNA of Leishmania braziliensis MHOM/BR/75/M2904, 3315 nucleotides long. Its product is annotated as permease-like protein. The record is from RefSeq and is a predicted model, not a curated record. The transcript has a single exon. Lineage: Eukaryota; Euglenozoa; Kinetoplastea; Trypanosomatida; Trypanosomatidae. The coding region runs from base 1 to 3315 and encodes 1104 amino acids. Gene Ontology annotation, cellular component: membrane.
AUGAGCAUCGAGAUAGCGGUGAGAAAGUCCGAGGAUGCAGGUGACAACCCCGGCCUCCUCGAGGCACUGAAGCUGAGCUGGGCGUACACAGUGGCAGAUGUGCGGCGACGACCGCGUAAUAUAGUCAUCGGCAUCGUUGCCGUUAUGCUACUUGUCUUCUUCUCUUGUCUGAUCCUCAUUGGAGUCUGGAAGGCCCCUUAUAUCUUGCUACGCCUGGCGGAGCUGUCGGUGGGUGAGAUGGACAUCAUUCUCCACGGCGGUGGCACGUCGCUCUUGCUCAACUACACAAAGCUAAACCACAGCUUUCUCCAGUCAUCGGUGGUCGCUGCCGCAGCACCGCGCUGGAUCGCUCGCGCCAAUCUGAGCUCUGAGGCGACCUAUCGCGCAAGGACGCACGGUGCCGCUGGCGCACAUGCCGCGGGCCGCACCACAGCCGCCAACAUCCUACUCAUCAACUCCGAGCUGGAGAAGCAGGCUGGCAUUGGACGCGGGUGGAUGUACCGUGAGAUCGGCUUCGACGAAGCCCACAUCUUCUACUCGGCGUCCGAUUACAUUGGCGUCUCCGGCAACAAGGGCCAACGCGUUCAUCUUGACAUCAGCGCAUCGACUCUCAAAAGCAUCUUUGGCGCCGACUCCAUUUCCUACAACAUCACACGCCCCACCACGGUGAAGGACCCACUCUCCUUCUACUUAAUGGCCUUCUUCACGCUCAACAACAUCACAGGAGACUCGGUAUCGGUGUUCGACGUCGCUUCGCUGAGCGCGGUGGCGACCAUGGCGGACGCGGUGGAAUUGAUAGGCGGCAAGUACUCAAGCGCGCUAGGCAACGCCGUCAUCAUGGACUGCCGUCAAUUCCUGAACGUGCUGGUAGAUCAGAGUUGCCUCUUGGGACCGCAGACUCUCAGCCCCUCCACUGGCUAUUACUUUCCAAGUAUAGCGGACCUGUUCAACAUCUCCUUCCCCUUGUUGAACCACUUCAACAUCCAGGACUAUGCAAUGCUGGUGGUGUUGAUACUGGAGGGGCGGUACGAUAUGUACUACACCGACGCGAAGCUGCGCGAGAAAACGCUGACGAUGAAGAGCAACACGGUGAUGAAAAAUGUCGGCCUCGACUUCGACGGCACCAUUCAGUUUCCCGUGAACACGAUGAUCAAGACGCUCGACUUGUUCCGCAAUUUGAUGACCGCUGCCUGCGUAACGGUAGUAGUGAGCAUUGUUGUGCUCGGGUCCAUCCUUAUGUUCACGUUGCUUCAGAUCAACACCGAGGAGCGGCAGUUCGAGCUGGCUAUGAUUCGCGCGCAGGGUAUGCCGCGCAAGCAGAUCAUCUGUAUCCUUGUUAUGCAGACGCUUGCCUUCACCCUGCCUGGCACAGCGGGCGGUAUGUCACUCGCGUAUAUAGCGAACGCGGUUAUUGAGCAUCUUCUGGCGGGCUUCACAAAGGCCCCGGCCCGCUUGGGCGACGUGCCGAUCGUUGUGGUUGUGAUCGGCAUUGUGGUUGGUCUGGUGCUGCCGCUGAUGGCUACCUACGGCCCGGUGAAGGGAGCGCUGAGCAGUAGCCUGCGAGACGCGCUGGACAUCUACAGGCAGACGUACAACGAGGCGCAUGUAAAGGCGAUUCGCCUGGAAGAGAUGGGCCUGAGCAUGUGGCAGAUCUUCCUCGGUGUCUUCCUGGUCUUUGCGGGAUUCCUGGUGUACUACCUGAUGCCGUUGAGCUUUAUAUUCUCCAGCAUGAUGAUGUUCUUCAUCCUGCUUGACUUUGUGCUCAUCUGCACGAUUGCCGGGCUGUGCAUGAUGAUGGGGGCUAUUCAGGGGCCGGCGGAGGCGCUCAUGCUGCACCUGCUUCUAUGGGGCCGCGAGACGCGGUUGUGGACGCUCAUCCGCAAGAACCUGCGCAGUCACCGCGACCGCAACUCCAAGGCGUACAUGAUGUUCCUGCUGAGCGUGGCGUGCCUCGUCGCAUCCGGCAUAAUGUUCAGCAUGCUGUCUACCGUCUCCUCUCAGCUGGCGGAGCUGACGACCGGUGCGCCGGUGACAGUGACCUCAAAAUCUUUCUCGAACCCGCUGGACCAGGCGGACAUCGACGCGUUCAUGCAGGGUGAGGGCCGCCUCUACGCCACGCAGUGGGCCUACACCUCCUUCGCGCUGCUCGAGUACCCGCAGAUUUCCGGCAACACGCAGGUCGCCAGCCUCAUCGGCAACUUCAAAACCCUCGGCGUACGGGCGGUGACGGAAUUUUUCAUGGACGCCACCUACCCAGAUUUCAACAUGGUCAACAGCUACAGCAGCGACUACCAGUACCCGAUCAACACCUUCGGCCAGCGAGACGUUAUCCGCAGCAUGUAUGAGGACCCACCGCAGCGCAACGUGAGCAGCGAUCACGGCAUCAUUGUCACUGGUUUCCCUUCAGGGGUGAAGAUCCCCAACGUGAUGGCCAAGGAGUCGCAGGUCAUCCCAAUGAUUCUCUCCUCUGCUGCUCAGGACCAGAUUGGGCUGGAUGUGAAUUCCACGGCCCAGCUGCGCUUCAGCUAUUUCCUGAACGACAGCCUCCAACCAAAGUCCACCAUCUUCUACCUCGAGCCGCGCGCCUUAAUGGACCGCAUCUCCGGCUUCUUCGCGGUCUCCUCGCUGCCGGUGCUCUUCAACAAGGGUACCAUUCUAAUCCCAACCAAGUACUUCCAGCGCCUGCUCGACCCGGCGGAGCUCGACUUCGACCCGACGCAGAGGGUCUCUAUCAUGAAUGGCUCCGUCCUGGAGGUGCGCCAGGAAGUGCUGUACGUGCAGCUCCGCAGCAACGUCACGAAGCGCGAUCGUGAGAUAUUUGUGAACGCGCUCCAGGCACACACUAAUACGCUCUACCACGUAACGGCCGACACCGUGGCCACUGUGGAGCAGCUGCGCUCUGUGCAGGACCUGAUUAUGGGCUUCUUCUACUUCACCUCGGUCAUCUGCAUCAUUCUCUGUGCCUUCAUGAUGUGGGCUACAUUCAUCUCGAACGUGCAGCUCAACGCGUGGACGUUUGGUGUGCUGCGCUCACUCGGCUUCCGCACCGCGCAGCUCAUACGCUGCGCAAUCUACGAGGCCCUCUGCCUUGUCCUUUCCGCAUUUGUCUUAGGGCUGAUGGUAGGCUGUGUGGUUGGUGCGAUCAUGGCUGUUGAGCUGAGCCAGAUCAUGAUUAUUCCGCUUCGCUUUAAUUUCCCGUACGUACUGGUGCUCAUUGUGUUCGGCAUGGCAGUCGUGGCCGCCGUCGUUGGCUCGAUUGUACCGUUUCUGAGUCUGUGCAAGAAGCCCAUCUCCUUUGUCCUGCGAGGCGUCUAG